AUGGAGAAGGAGAGUCCAACAGUGGGGUCUACUCCAACAACCCAAAGUGCUCCAACAGUAGGUGAAAGUGCAAGUGCUCCUCCUAUCCAAACAAGUCCCAAUGUAGGAGCUGAAAAUGAGGUAAUAUCGAACUCAAACCGUACUUCUAUUGAGGAAAAUAUUGAGGAAAAUUCUAGAAACAAUAGAAAACACAAAUCACCUGCAUGGGAUCAUUUUGAAGAGAAGUACGUUGGUGGAAAACGGAAAGCAAUGUGUCCCGAUUGUAAGAAGGUCUUAGGGGGACAAAGUAAGAAUAGGACUAAGCAUUUGCUUGACCAUAUGAAGUCAUGUUUGUAUAAGAAACAAAAGACCAUAAACCAAUCUAUAUUGAAUCCUACAAAAUCUAAUGAUGGGUCGAUGAAGCUUGGUACUUACACUUUCGACCAAAAUCAAGCGAGGGAAGAGCUUGCAAAAAUGAUUACAUUGCAUGGCUACCCACUAUCUAUGGUUCAACAUGUGGGCUUUAAAAGAUUUAUAUAUGUUCCUUGUCCACAUACUGCUGAGGUGCUUACAAAUGCUUUCAUUGAUUGCUUGUUGGAUUGGAAUUUGGACUGUAAAUUGUCUACUUUGACUGUUGACAAUUGCACUACUAAUGAUGUUAUGAUUGAAGUCAUCCUAGACAAGAUUCCUCCUAUGUCAUUUUGGACUGCAACCCCAAAAAGAGAUGAAAAGUUUGUUGAGGCCGCAUGUCAAUUGAAAGUUCCAAGUACUAAAAAAUUGAAACUUGAUUGUAAAACUCGGUGGAACUCUACCUACUUAAUGCUUAACACUGCAUUGAUUUAUAAAGAUGUGUUUCCUCGUUUGAAACAACGCGAGACUUUGUAUAAAAGAGUCCCCACUGAAGAAGAGUGGUCCAAAGUUAGGGAUAUUUGUUCUAAAUUAGAGAUGUUUUUUGAUGCUACGGAGUUGUUUUCAGGAACUUUAUAUCCUACUAUCGAUAUUUUCUUCUCACAUAUUUGCCAAAUCAAGUUGGCAAUCGAUGAAUGGAUUAGAGUUGAUGACAUUGAUGUCAAAAUUAUGGCAUCAAAAAUGAAGGUGAAGUUUGACAAAUAUUGGGAUAUCAUGAACUAUUUGUUGGCAAUUGGAAGCAUUCUAGAUCCGAGGUACAAGAUGAAAAUGAUUGAAUUUUAUUAUCCUCUUGUUUAUGGCGACACAUCUUCUUCGGAGAUUGAAAAAAUAAGUUCAAGGCCUCCACUUCCCAAGCGUGGUGCUUAUGCUACAAGAUUUGAAAUGUUCUUGGAUUCUACUCCUACCAAUGAACAUGUGAAGUCGGAGAUGGAUCACUAUUUAGAAGAAUCUCUCUUGCCAAGAAAUACACAUGACUUUGAUAUUUUGUGUUGGUGGAAGACAAAUGACAUCAAGUAUCCUACUUUACAUGAUAUUGCUAAGGAUGUGUUGUCCAUUCCUGUGACGAUCGUUGCUUAA
Molecule: messenger RNA, 1464 nt
Organism: Tripterygium wilfordii
Lineage: Eukaryota; Viridiplantae; Streptophyta; Magnoliopsida; Celastrales; Celastraceae
Product: zinc finger BED domain-containing protein RICESLEEPER 2-like
Exons: 4
Coding region: 1-1464 (487 amino acids)
Molecular function (GO): protein dimerization activity; DNA binding
Source: RefSeq, a predicted model, not a curated record